Sinocyclocheilus grahami is the source of this 1871-nucleotide messenger RNA. Its product is annotated as GTPase IMAP family member 8-like. The record is from RefSeq and is a predicted model, not a curated record. The transcript is spliced from 4 exons. Lineage: Eukaryota; Metazoa; Chordata; Actinopteri; Cypriniformes; Cyprinidae. The coding region runs from base 131 to 1666 and encodes 511 amino acids. Gene Ontology annotation, molecular function: GTP binding.
CUUUCUACAAAGGGAAGGAAUAAAACACAAGUGAAACUAAAGCUGCGCAACUAAACUUCGAACAGUAGCUCUAUACUUGCAUUUUCAUCGUCUUGUGAUCAGAUCACAGGUGUGACCAUCGAGAUUACGGAUGGCGACUGGGCCUGAACCAGGAAUUGAGAUGUCAGCGAUCAGCUCCAGUCCAGAUGAUCCAGUGAUCCGGAUUCUUCUGAUGGGCAGUAAGGGUUCUGGGAAAAGCUCAUCUGGAAACACCAUACUGGGAGAAAAGAAGUUUAAAGUGCACAUACAGCAAAAAAAACAUGAAGCUGAAAAUAGGUUUGGUGAAGUGUGUGAAGGUAAAACACAGAUGGGAGAGCAGCAGCUCGCUGUGAUUGAUUGUCCAGAUCUAAUGGAUCCAAGUCUAAAUAAAGAGAAGCUGGAGAAACUGAAAGAGGAUCUGGUUGAACAGUGUUCAGCAGGUCUCAGUGCAGUUCUGCUCACUGUUCCUCUACAGGAACCUGUGCAAAAUGAGGAAGAGAUCCUGGACUUCAUUAAAGGUUUAUUUGGUCCUGAAGUUCAGAAGUACAUCAUGAUUCUGUUCACACAUGAAGAUGUUCUGGAAGAACUGGAUGAAUCACAGAGCAUUGGUCAAUAUGUACAAAACAAUGACAAUGCGGAUCACCAGCAACUGGUGUCAGAAUGUGGAGGAAAGUUUCACUGUUUCAAUAACAAGUCUGAAAAAAAAAAAAGGCAAGCACAAGAAUUACUGCAGAAGAUCGAAGGAAUGAUAGAGGACAAUAUGGGGAAAUUUAUUAUGGCAAAAAUGAAGAGGAGUGACAUCAAAUACAGUCCUGGUGUCAAUUUUUCAGCUGAAGAUCCAGCUAAGAUUGAUGUGAUUCCUGAGAGGAAAGAGCAGAUCAGGCUGGUUCUGCUGGGAAAAACUGGAUGUGGGAAAAGUGCCACUGGAAACACAUUAAUCGGGAGAAAUGAGUUCAAAUCUUCAGCCGGUUCAAGCUCUCAGACGAGACAGUGCAAGUCAGAAACUAUAGUGAGGGAUGGUAAAGAAAUCUCAGUGAUUGACACUCCUGGACUUUAUGAUACUGAACUCACUGAGGAGGAGGUUAUUAUUGAAGUAAGGAAAUGCAUAAAAUAUGCCUUUCCUGGACCACAUGCUUUCCUUAUUGUGAUUAAAGUGGGUCGAUUCACUAAUGAGGAGAAAAAUACAAUAAAGAUACUCAUAAAUGUAUUUGGAGAAGAGAUACUAAAAUACACCAUGAUCAUCUUUACUCACAAAGACCAGCUGGAGAAAAAAAAGCAAACUAGUGAAAAGUUUUUACAGGACUGUGAUCAAAAUACUAUAAAACUCAUACGCCAAUGUGGAAACAGAUUCUUCUGUUUGGACAACAAGUCUGACCAUUUCCCACAGUUCAAAGAUCUGAUCAGUAAAAUAGAGAAGAUGGUGGCAGAAAAUGGAGGGACACACUUUAAACAUGAUAUGUUUGAGAGACCAGAGAAAUACAUUCAGAAGCUUCAGAAAAUUCAGAUGAUUCAGAAGAAACUGCGUCAUCCACACAAAGAGAAGCAUAAAGAGGCCACUCAAACAGAAUUGGAAGAAACUGGUUCAUUAAAGCAGUCUGCGAAGAAAAAAAAUACAACUGAGAAUGAAGGUUGUUGUGUAAUUAUGUGAUUCACAAUUGACAAGCUCAUAUAUGAAAUAGACUUACAAAUUGAGUAAAUUUUCUUUUUCGACCUCCUUUGUUUAUAGAAGUUUCUCACAUGACAAUACAGUAAGAGCUUCAUUGUGCAGUGUAACAGCAUCAUUCAUUAUAAUUGGGGUUUUGGCAAGUGUCCAGAUAAACUCAUGCUGUUUGAUUAAUAGCUUCAGCCAUUAU